AUGGGAAGAGCAAGUGAGAAAGUUUUAGAAGUGGAGCAGAAGUAUAGUGAGAUACGCAAGCCAGUCUUCUAUGAUAAGCAGAAUGACAUCAUUAAAUCCAUUCCUGACUUCUGGUUAACUACUUUUAUUUGUCAUCCUGCUCUUGGUGAACUUUUGAGUAAUGAGGAUCAAAAGAUAUGUAGGCACUUGAGCUCUUUGGAGGUGGAGGAUUUUAAAGAUGUCAAAUUUGGAUACUUUAUUACAUUUAACUUCAACCCCAAUCCUUAUUUUGAGGAUUCGAAACUUACAAAGACUUUCACCUUCCUUGAUGAUGAAGGUUCAAUGAAAAUUACUACUACAACAAUCAAGUGGAAACAGGGAAUGGGUUUACCGAAUGGAACGACAAACAAAAAAAAAAAACAAAAAAAAUUUGCAGACAAAAAUUACUGUUUAGAAGAAAGGAAAAAAAUUUAA
Molecule: messenger RNA, 453 nt
Organism: Pistacia vera
Lineage: Eukaryota; Viridiplantae; Streptophyta; Magnoliopsida; Sapindales; Anacardiaceae
Product: NAP1-related protein 2-like
Exons: 9
Coding region: 1-453 (150 amino acids)
Biological process (GO): nucleosome assembly
Cellular component (GO): chromatin; nucleus
Molecular function (GO): histone binding; chromatin binding
Source: RefSeq, a predicted model, not a curated record